Apiotrichum porosum is the source of this 1194-nucleotide messenger RNA. RefSeq lists its product as uncharacterized. The record is from RefSeq and is a predicted model, not a curated record. The transcript has 5 exons. NCBI's taxonomy places the organism in Eukaryota, Fungi, Basidiomycota, Tremellomycetes, Trichosporonales, Trichosporonaceae. Bases 1 to 1194 code for a protein of 397 amino acids. Gene Ontology annotation, molecular function: protein binding.
AUGGCCUUUCGAGACAGAUUUGAUGAGGACGGAGCCGAGUCCCUUCGUGAACGUGGCAACACCCUGUUUGCCCAAGGCCGCUGGUCGGAAGCCAUCGCCCACUACACCAAGGCCAUUGAGCUGUACCCUCUCGACGACAGGGCGUGGUCUAACCGCUCCAUGGCGAACAUCAAGCUAGAGAGGUGGGAGGACGCGGAAUUCGACGCCACCACCGCGCUCUCACGUGGUGCCACCACAAAGGCUCUGUAUCACCCGCCAGUGGUAAUCGAUUACAGCGCCUACCCUCAUAUCCUCGAUGGCAUCAUCCAAUACGCCGACCCCGAGGUCCGCGUUGCGUUGCGCCAGACGUGCCGCAGUCUUCGGAACCGUUUGCUUGGCAUCAACUUGCACGUCGAAAUCACAGCCUCUCCGAGCAACUCUCAGGAGCCAUACCUUGACUUUGUACAAGCACAGCCAUUGGGUAAUUCGUUUCGCCGCUACCUAAAGGACACACUCCUACCAUCAACGCCAGAGGAGCGCAAGAAGCGGACCACACUUGAUCUCAGUCUCUCUGGCGGUCGUCGCCACGAUCUCCGUGGUGUGGUCGACAGCGAUUUGCUUGAAGCACUUGUGGUGACAACGAACACAGUCCGCAUCAGAAUGGACGACAAGGGAUUCUCUGCCGAUAGCAACAUCUUCCUCGACAAACUCGAGUUUCUAACCGCCGUCGUAUUCCCCACGACGGACCCGCUGGCGCAUGACAUUUUCGCAGUCCGUGGCGGGCCAAUGCUUCUCAACCUCCCGGUAACGGUCACCCGUCUUGUGUACCCGCUCGCUACACCGUCCCCUACUCAACCUUUUCUUGCCGUUGCUGGUAUUCUCUGGGACCCUCGUCACGUCAAGAUUGUCAACAUUGCCGGCGUCAUCCCACUCCUUGCGGCACAAGUGCAAUGCACGGCGACCGUGCCCGUCAACACCGUGGACCUCGAAAUCGUGUUCAAAACAGCGCUCAAGGACAAAAUCUGGGAAGGCGUGGACGCGAGGACCACCGAGUACUAUCAAACACCCGCCUCGCUGAUUCUCAAGGAGCCUCCGCCUUCAGCAGAGGAGGGACUUCGCAAGAUCCAGUUUCUCACCAAAGACGAGUAUUGUGCAGAGCUCAAGCCAGGAGAGUGGGAGGAGCAGACUGUGGAGGUCAUGCCCGGAUUCAAGUAG